CAUCAUCACCACUAACAUCACCACUAACAUCACCACUAACAUCACCACUAACACCACCAUCAUCACCACUAAUACCAUCACCACUAACACCAUCAUCACCAUCACCACGAACAUCACCACCACCGAAAAUAUCUACAUAAUCGCGAACAUCACAAUCUCUCAUCAUCGUGAUCAUCACCACCAUCACCCGAACAUUACCAUCAACAUCACCGCAAACAUCACUACGACCAUUCACCUAACAUCACAAUUACUACCGCGACUCACGACGAUGCUGUCACUUAUCUCAUAAAAAUCGCUAGGGCGAUGAAAAUAAACUUACAAUCAUCACCAUGACUAUCACCAAAACCAUUACCACCACCACCGCCAGCAGCACCCAUCACCGCUGGUAACCAGCACUGUUAAACACCACUACCAACACCACGACAGUCAUGGUCACCGCUGCUAGCGGCAUCAUCAUUGUCGUCAGCGACAGCGUGCAUCACUGGUGAGAUCUCUGAUGUCGAGGGAUAAACAAUGACCUCGUUGGAGGCCGUUUCAGCGCCUCUCCGCCUCGAGAUGAGCUGGAGACGGACGGGACCGUGACUGGGGCUCGACGGUGAUGAUGACGACGACGAAGAAGAAGGGGGUCAAAGUUGCCGCUGCCACCUCGAUGCCGGGCCCCGCGCAGCCCUGCGCCCGUGCCCGGGUGUCGAACCUCGCGAAUCCGCGCUCGGCGGCCGCCGCGGACUCCUGCAGUGCCGCCCAUCCGCCUCCUCCUCUCCCGGGCGCCAGGGGCGGCAGGGCCAUACCGGCCUCGCAGCCCCAACAGAGGGGCCCCCCUCCAUCCCUCGCGGGCCACGUGGCGCCGCCUUCGUGGCGACCUCUCAAGGCCCCUGGCACGGGAAUACCUCACCUGGUGAGGGCCCCCGCGCCGGGUGGGGGGGCGAGGGGGGGCGCGGUCGGGGCCCCCCUGACCAAGGGGAUGAAGGCGUCCCGCUCGGCUCAGGCCAUCGGCAGUCUCCUCCUGAUGCACGCGUCCGUGCUGCCCAAGGCACGGAGCAAGAGCGAGGAGAACUUGCUGACAACAGCAGUCGCUCUUGCUGCUGAUGGUGCUGCUGCUGCUGCUGGUGGUGCUGAUGGUGCUGCUGCUGCUGCUGGUGGUGGUGGCGGUGGUGCCGAGGUGAUCUCUGGGCCCGAGAGAGACAAUCACCGAGAGGUCGAGGACGCCAGAGCCAAGGCAGCCGUUGCUCCGAGCCCGGUGUCCAAGCGCAGCGGGACUCUCAACUCCAAGGAGUCGCUGUCGCCACCGCCGCCCCGGCCGGGCCGGUCCAAGGUCGACCGCCUGCGCCUGGGAAUCCUCAAGCGCCCGCCCCAGGGCGGCGGCGGCGGCGGCGGAGGAAUCGCGGAGGGGAAGCACACUCGCGCGCGCUUUAACCGCCCGGCCGCGGGAACCGCCGCGGCGGCGGUUGCGAGGGGCGGCACCGGCACCGGCACCGGCACCGGCACCGGCACCGGCACCGGUAGCAGCGGCGGCAGCGGCGGCUUCCUGCGCGAGAACCGCUUGAGCAAGUCGCGCUCGGAGAGCCAGAUCGCCGAGUGGGCGGCGCUGGAGGACAAGGUGAAGGAGCUGCUCGAGGUGUCCAACGCCAAGGACGACGAGAUCGAGAACUUGCGCUCGGCGCUCGAGGACGCGCGCGCCAAGCAGUUCCCCGUGGCCUUCGGGGGGAAGAUCGGGCGCGCCGGCAGCCGGAACGAGCCGGAGUCGUUGGCGGUCCGAAUGGACGAAGAGGAGGAGGUAGAGGACGAGGAGGAGGAGGACGAGGAGGACGGCGAGAGGAGGAAUGGGGGGCGGCGGAGGAGGAGGACGCGGGGCAGCGACGGCUCGUGGAGUCGCGACGACGACGACGAGAGGGUGGAGGCGCUGGAGGCCGCGUUCGCGGAGAAGGCGCGGGACAAGGAGGAGGCCUGCGCCCGGCUCGCCGAGCAGAAGCGGCAGCUGCAGCUGGAGCUGCAGCGCGUCGACGCGGAGAACCGGACGCUGCGGCUCCGCCUGCGGGAGACGGAGCCGGGCAGCGUGGCGCCGCACAGCACCGACAGCAGCUCCAUGGAGAGCCUGCGCAGCGUGAGCAUGGGCGACGUGAGGCCGUGCCGCAAGGCGCCCUCGACCGCCGCCCCCGACCCGGCGGUCUCGGACGGCGCGCUCUGGAGCGCCGUCGGGAGGUCCAUCGGCACGGCCGAGAGAGGGGGCGCGCCCGACGGCGCCGCCGCGGCCGGCCUGGCGGCCCGGGCGGAGCGCGAGGAGGAGCUCCGGCAGCUGAGCCAGGAGAAGGAGCGCCUGUGCGCGGAGCGUGCGGCGCUGGUGAGCGCGCUGUGCCAGCAGGGAGACCGCGUGGCGCGCCUGGCGCGGGAGAACGCCCGCCUGCGCCGCCUGCUGGACCGGGCCGGCGCCGCCGGCGGGCCCUGGCCGGGAGAGCACGGGGGGGGGGACGACGAGGAGGAGGUCGACGGGGAGGAGGAGGGGCGGUCGGACGAGAGCUGGGGGUUCCCGGGGUCCCCCCACCCCGCCGAGAGCCUCGACUCCGUCGACGCGAGGAGCGGCGCCAGUGACGUCGCGCCCAGGGGAGGAGGGGGAGGAGCGGCGGCGCCGUGGGCCGCCGACUCGGCCCGGGAGCGCCCCGGGGGACGACGUCGCGCCGGCCCCGGGGACGAUGCGGCCUCGCGGGGGGCGCGCGCGGACGGCGGCAGCGGCGCGCUGCUGUGCCAGUCGCCCGGCUCGGGAAUGCUGGCAGGCGUGGAGCUGGAGCAGCUGCUGGAGAUCCAGACGCAGCUGAGCGAGUCGCUGCUGGCGGCGGAGCAGGAGUGCCGGGAGGCCCGCGCCACGGUGGCCGCGCUCACCCGGCGCGAGUGCUCCGACCUCGCCGCCGCCGCCGCCCGGGAAAGCCGGACGCCGGGAGAAGGUCGCGGGGCGGGACGGGAGAGCCGGCUGCCCACGCCGGCGCCGAGGCAGCUGCUGAAAGGCGGCUGGCCGGGCCGGGAGAGGAGCGCCACCCCGGACGGGGCGCCGGCGCUCCGCAGCACCCACACGCAGACGGAGGUGGCGCGGGAGCCGAGAGCGGUGCCGAGUGGCGCUAACGAUGACGACGAGGAGGACGGCGACGUGAAGAGAGGUCGCGCUGAGGUCAGCCGCCUGCAGGAGGCGAUGGCGCAGCUCCAAGCGCAACAGGUGAUGCAGCAGCGGGAGAUGGAGCAGAGGGUGGAGGAGCUGAGCGACGCGCUGCAGGAACGCCGGAGCGAGGCCGCGCGGCUGCAGGAGGAGCUGCACCGGAAGAUUGAGAAGUUGGGACGGGAGAAGGAGGAGGUGCAGAAGGAGCUGGGCUCGUCGAGGUCGCAGCUGCAGGCCGAGUCUCAGCAGCGUGAGCAGGAGCUGAGGCAGGAGGUGGAGAGUUUGGGACGGGAGAACGAGGAACUGCAGAUGGAGCUGGGAGCGGCGAGGUCGCAGCUCCAGCAUCGCGAGGAGCAACUGAGCCGGGAGAUUGAAAUGCUGAGACUGGAGAAGGAGGAGCAGGAGAAAAUGUUGAGCUCAGCAAAGUCACAGCUUGAGGGCACGGCUCAACUUCGUGAGGAGGAGCUGACGCGGGAGAUGGAGAAACUGAGGUCAGAGAAGGAAGAGCUGGAGAAAAAGUUGACCUUGUCGAGGUCACAGCUGCAGGCGAAGUCUCAACAACGCGAGCAGCAGCUGAGACUGGAGGUGGAGAGGUUGGGACGGGAGAAGGAGGAGGUGCAGAAGGAGCUCGAAGCGGCGAGGUCGCAGCUCCAGGUCAGGGUUCGGCACCUUGAGGAGGAGCUGAGACAGGAGGUGGGGAGGUUGGGACGGGAGAAGGAGGAGCUGGAGAAGCAGCUGGGCUCGUCGAGGUCACAGCUGCAGGCCGAGGCUCAGCAGCGUGAGCAGCAGCUGAGGCAGGAGAUUGAGAAGUUGGGACGGGAGAGGGAGGAGCUGCAGGGAGAGCUGGAAGCGGCGAGGUCGCAGCUCCGCAGUGAGGCCGCGCGCCAUGAGAGCCAACUCGGCCUCGCGGUGGACAAAUUGAGGAGCGAGAAGGAGGGCGUGGAGAGGGAGCUCGCCUCGAGCCGCUCGCAGCUCCACGGCCAGGCUCAGCUGCGUGAGGCCGAGCUGGCCCGAGAGGCGGGGGCCCUGCGCGAGGAGAAGGAGGCCCUGCGGGCCGAGCUGAGCGGCGCCCGCGCGCGACUCGCCGAGGAGACCGCGAAUCACGCGGCCGAGCUGGCCCGAGUCGGCGCCGAGCUCCGGCAGGGGCGAGUGGAUCUGGAGCAGGGGCUCCGGGCAGCCGCCGAAGCCCGGGCCCGCCAGACCGAGCUGAGCCGGGCCGUCGAGAGCCUGCGGCGAGACAAGGAGGGCCUGGAGAAGGAGCUGAGCGCCGCCGGGACACGUCUGCAGGGCGAGGCGAAGCGACGCGAACAGGAGCUGAGCCGGGCGGCCGAGGCCCUGCGGCUCGACAAAGCCGCGCUGGAGGAGCGCGUGGCCGCGCUGCAGCAGCAGAGGCUCCAGCGCGAUGAGGCGGCCGCCCGGACCGUCGAGGAGCUACGGCGGGAGAGCGACGGCCUGCGCGGGGAGCUGAGCGCCGCCGUGGCGCGCGGCCCGCCCCGCGAAGAGGAGCGUGGCCUCGGGCAGGAGAGGGACAAGCUGCGGGGAGAGCUGAGCACCCUGCGCGGGGAAAAGGCCGACCUGGAAGCGGAGCUGGCCCGCCUGCGGGAGGGCCUUGACGAGCUGGAGGACGAGGUGGAGCAGCACCGCGCGCUCAGACGCCACGGGGAUCACCGCCUCACCGAGAUGCAGGGUGCGACGCAGAAGCUGGAGGACGAGAAGCUGAGUCUGGAGAAGCAGCUGAAGGUGCUGGAGAAGAAGAUGAAGGACGACGCGGAGGAGUGGCGGCAGUUCCAGGCCGAUCUGCAGGUCGCGGUGGUGAUCGCCAACGACAUCAAGGAGGAGGCGGAGGAGGAGGUGGCGUCACUUAGACGCCGCCUACAGGAGGCGACCUCCGCCAGCCCUCUGCACGACGGAGCCAGGCCGGAGGAGAUGACGAGCGACGGGCACAACGGGACCGUCGGCGAUGGUGCCACAGCCCCGGUGCCGGCACCGGCGACGCGGACACGGCCGAAUCCCGCCACCACCAAUCCUAAACCGGCGUCGAAGCCACGGGGGCCCCCAGGAAACCGCGAUGAGGUUGACGGAGCGGCUAAAGGUGGGAGCCCCUCCCCAGCCCUGCCCGGCGCCGUCAAGACCCCCUCAGCCGCCACCCUCGCCCCGACACAGCAGCGUCCCUCCCACAACGGCUCCUCCUGGUCUGCGCUGCCUCUCGAGGAGAGAAAACCGAGCGCUUCCGACCGCGCGGCCCAGGGCGGGGAGCGGAGUGACGGCUCCCCCCUCUCCCCCGGCGUCUCCCCCCCCGCGUCGCAGUGCGGCUCCCCGACGAGCUCCACGCCGUACGGCACCCCCAGGGAUGAGCACGGCGACCCGCUGGCCGAGCUGGCGCGACUCUACGGGGGCUCCAAGCGGAACGCUCUGCUCAAGUGGUGCCAGAAGAGGACCCAGAACUACUCCAACGUAGACAUCACGAAUUUCAGCAGCAGCUGGGCGGACGGGCUGGCGCUGUGUGCUCUCGUGCACUCCUUCCUGCCGGCGCACAUCCCCUACGCGGAGCUGAGCAGCGCCAGCAAGAAGCGGAACUUCACGCUGGCAUUCGAGGCAGCCGAGAGCCUUGGCGUCCUGACGACCCUGGACGCUAAUGAUCUGGUGCACUCGGACCGGCCCGACUGGCAGAGCAUCAUGGGAUACGUGACGUCCAUCUACAAGAACUUUGAGACGUGAGGCAGCGCCGACCCCGUGGCCCGGAGCCGACCUGGACUCCUCACUCGGAUGACCAAACCUAACCUCACUUUGGUGACCUGUUUUAUCCAGGUCUCGUAAAAUGUUGACGAACUGCAUGCUUUGUCACCUUGGUGACCACCCCCACCUCAGCUCCGGUGGCCACCUUCACCUCUGCUCACUUCCUCACUCGGGUCACCUCACCGAGGUGACCCCGGGUAGCCGCGCUUGCGGGCGGCUGGCUUUGGGAGGGGGGUACCGGCGAGUUGUGGACGCCGUGGGUCUCCCACUAGCACCCCCUCCGCCGACUCAUCCCCUUCUCUGGGAACCCUGACUAUCCCUUGGCGUCCCCAACCUGGCGGAGGUCAAGAGGUCGCGUGGCAAGGGCUGGCACGGCGAGUCUCCGUACGAGAGGCUCAAUCUGCCGGUGACCCCCCUCCCCCUGCCCCCCCCUCCACCACGAUUGAGAGACGGGGUCGUUCGGGGUCGGCGCAGGUGUGACACAGCACACCUGGUGGGGGGCGGGUAGUGGGGGUGGUGGGGGUGCUGCUGCUGCUACAUUGGGACGGGAGCGGAGGCUGUGGCUACACACGGCUCGAGUUGGGGUGGAGGUGCGUUAUUGGCCACGUGUGCAAUGCGGGACGGAGCGUCGUGGACCCCCCCUGGGGUGUUCGAACCGAUGGGAUUUACAGCCUCCCUCGCGCGCUCCACUCCACAGCGGAGAGACAGCAAACGAUAAAUACCGAACAGAUUAUGUAAAGUUUACUAAAUAUAUAUAUACAUGGGUGUGUGUGUGUGGGAGAGAGGGGGGGAGCGGGGAAUGGUGGCGCCGCGAUUACCGCACUGCGCCACGAAGCGCGGUGACCCCAGUUAAAAUCCUGACCCUGGCUCACGUAAGUGGUGGGUGAUAUCUAAAGCAGUUCUGGGCCAUCGCUAGGUCGACUCAGCCUUAAAUGUGUGUCUUGUGUGGUGUGUAAAUAUCAGCACUGGGGAGACAAAGGCGGGCGGGCGUGGUGCUGGUCGCACACCGUCUCCUCCUGUGCCACUCCAGCCUCAAUAGGAGCUCGCAAACAGCACUUUCCCCAACAGUCUGAACGGCUGCACGGCCGAUCUUAGAGAGAGAGAGAGAGGACGCUUAUACAUAUGGGCAGGGGGCGAUGUGGUGAUGAGAUGGAAGUCGGACACGGCCAAACAACACUUCCCAGCUCUUCUCUAGUAGCUACACACGGAUACACACAGCCACACGCGGAUAGACACGGCUACACACAGCUACACACGGAUACACACGGACACACACGGAUACACACAACUACACACGGCUAAACACGGACACACACGGAUACACA
Petromyzon marinus (sea lamprey) is the source of this 7203-nucleotide messenger RNA. RefSeq lists its product as uncharacterized. NCBI's taxonomy places the organism in Eukaryota, Metazoa, Chordata, Hyperoartia, Petromyzontiformes, Petromyzontidae. Gene Ontology annotation, molecular function: protein binding. The record is from RefSeq and is a predicted model, not a curated record.